GCCGCCGACGUCUUGACGGAGGAGCUGAGAGAUACAGCUCCACCAUGUCGCUGCUUCUUUCCGUUUGCUUAUUUGAGCAGUACCCCGUUGUUCGCAUUGUUUUUAGUGCCCCAAUUUCUAUAUCUUUAAGUUAUAGAACUCCUUCAAAAUCAAUUCCACACCAAGGAGAUAAAGGAAUAUCCGCAUCUUGGAAACAUGGUGACUGGAUAGAGGAGUUCUGAAAGGUUGGAAGCAUUGGAGAGGAAGAGCAGCUUCGACGGGAAACUAUGGAGGUCCAUGAUUUUCGCCGAUAUUAAAAAAAAAUUAAUCUCAUCAUGUUGGACCUAAUUUAUUUGAGUUGGAUUGAGUGUGUAGAAUUCAAAACAUUAAGAAAAAUAAUUUAAUAAACCUAGCCGACAAUCGCCACCAGACUCUCUAAUUUGGCGGAUUGCUUUAUGGAUUCUCCUGAAUGUCAACUCUAUCGGGUCGUCCUCAGUGGAUAUGGCCAGAAAGCUUAUGCGCGCUAUUCAGUACGAUCGCUAUGGCGGUGGUCCAGCUAGUUUGAAGCAUGUUGAGGUUCCAGUUCCCAUUCCAAAGAAAAAUGAGGUUUUGCUGAAAGUGGAAGCAGCUGGGGUGAACCCUAUUGACUGGAAGAUUCAAAAGGGCUUGCUACGGCCUAUAUUCCCUGGAAAGCUUCCCUUCAUACCUGGUACUGACAUAGCAGGAGAGAUAGUAGAGGUUGGAUCGCAAGUCAAAGAUUUCAAAGUUGGUGACAAAGUUGUCACUAAACUUUCGCACGAUCAUGGAGGUGGAUUAGCCAGCUUUGCUGUGUCUACUGAAAGCUUAACGGCUAAAAGACCAUCUGAGGUCUCAGCUGCUGAAGGUUCAGCUUUACCUUUGCCUGGCCUCACGGCUCAUCAGGUCCUCACUGAGAUUGCUGGAGUCAAGCUUGAUGGAACUGGUGAACAGAAGAACAUUUUAGUAACUGCAGCCUCAGGUGGUGUUGGUCACCUUGCAGUUCAACUAGCGAAGCUAGGAAACACACAUGUAACAGCCACCUGUGGCGCCCGUAACAUAGACUUCGUCAAGAGCUUAGGUGCUGAUGAGAUUCUUGACUAUAGGACUCCAGAAGGGGCUUCUUUAAAGAGUCCAUCCGGUCGAAAAUAUGAUGCCGUGAUCCAUUGUACAACUGGAAUUCCAUGGUCAACUUUUGAGCCUCAAUUGGCUGAACACGGGAAGGUAAUAGAUUUAACGCCUGGCAUAAGCGCAUUGAUGACUUGUGCUCUCAGGAAACUUACAUUCUCUAAGAAGCAGCUGGUGCCAUUCUUCUUUGUAAAGGACAAGAAAGAAAACCUGAAUUAUCUGGUUCAGUUGGUUAAAGAUGAAAGGCUUAAGAUUGUUAUUGACUCUCGCUUUCCUUUGAGCAAAGCUGAAGAUGCUUGGGCUAAGAGUGUUGAUGGCCAUGCCACUGGAAAAAUCAUUGUGGAGCCAUAGAAUAAGAUUGCUCGAACUGUUGGAUGCUGUGUUUCUGUAGAAGGUUAGUAUAUGACCUUCCAUCUUUUAUAUUUGUAUAUUAAGAAAAAGUAAAUAAAUAAAAAUUUGUGUUUUAGGGCCUUGAAAUAAAGAAUUGGCAUAAGAUGCAGAAUUUGAUUGUUUGAUACUGUAUUUCCUUUUGAACUUUUGCUGGCCUGUAAAUUAUUGAGAUGGCUUUAUUUGUGAACA
This is a messenger RNA of Prosopis cineraria, 1701 nucleotides long. Its product is annotated as chloroplast envelope quinone oxidoreductase homolog. Bases 481 to 1473 code for a protein of 330 amino acids. The transcript is spliced from 4 exons. Gene Ontology annotation, molecular function: oxidoreductase activity. Lineage: Eukaryota; Viridiplantae; Streptophyta; Magnoliopsida; Fabales; Fabaceae. The record is from RefSeq and is a predicted model, not a curated record.